Schistocerca piceifrons (Central American locust) is the source of this 1230-nucleotide messenger RNA. Its product is annotated as glycine, alanine and asparagine-rich protein-like. NCBI's taxonomy places the organism in Eukaryota, Metazoa, Arthropoda, Insecta, Orthoptera, Acrididae. The coding region runs from base 1 to 1230 and encodes 409 amino acids. The transcript has 4 exons. The record is from RefSeq and is a predicted model, not a curated record.
AUGGGCGCGGCUGCUCAGCAUGCAAAGCAGCUUUCACGUCGGUCGGAGGCGCGAGCGAUACCCGCCCCCUCGCUCGCGGAUCUCGUCUGCCUGUCGCCCGACGCUUGUUUCGAGUUCCCUGGACGAAGUGGAAGCAAUUCUGCAAGUCACGACUCCCAGACUACCUCCGCCGCCACGUCGGUGGGAAAUGCCGGCUGGCGUGCUGCAAGCGGACCAGCUAGCCCGCACAGUUACGGACCUUUGCCUGCGCUGCUCCCUGCCAGUGCUAGACUGCUCAGGGUUUCUGUGAACCAGACCACAGUGAACACGAUCGAAAGUCUUGGUGGCAAGGACUCAAAGUACACAGCAGUGCGAAGCCGUUACCGCUGCCGGCGAAGCCGUUACCGCUGCCGGCGAAGCCGUUACCGCUGCCGGCGAAGCCGUUACCGCUGCCGGCGAAGCCGUUACCGCUGCCGGCGAAGCCGUUACCGCUGCCGGCGAAGCCGUUACCGCUGCCGGCGAAGCCGUUACCGCUGCCGGCGAAGCCGUUACCGCUGCCGGCGAAGCCGUUACCGCUGCCGGCGAAGCCGUUACCGCUGCCGGCGAAGCCGUUACCGCUGCCGGCGAAGCCGUUACCGCUGCCGGCGAAGCCGUUACCGCUGCCGGCGAAGCCGUUACCGCUUCGCCGGCAGCGGUAACGGCUUCGCCGGCAGCGGUAACGGCUUCGCCGGCAGCGGUAACGGCUUCGCCGGCAGCGGUAACGGCUUCGCCGGCAGCGGUAACGGCUUCGCCGGCAGCGGUAACGGCUUCGCCGGCAGCGGUAACGGCUUCGCCGGCAGCGGUAACGGCUUCGCCGGCAGCGGUAACGGCUUCGCCGGCAGCGGUAACGGCUUCGCCGGCAGCGGUAACGGCUUCGCCGGCAGCGGUAACGGCUUCGCCGGCAGCGGUAACGGCUUCGCCGGCAGCGGUAACGGCUUCGCCGGCAGCGGUAACGGCUUCGCCGGCAGCGGUAACGGCUUCGCCGGCAGCGGUAACGGCUUCGCCGGCAGCGGCGACCGGCGUGUGAGGCGGCGACUUUGCAGGAAAGAUGUGUGGGCUCGGCUCAAGGAACGCGAGACACAAAACAAGGAGAGGAGAGGAGCGACCUGCAAAAACGGCGCCCCCAACGCUGCCGCCGAGGUCACCAGGCGGACGCUCCCGCUCAGUCCGGAGCCCUACAAGCAAACGCUGGGCACGCUCCACAGUGCCUAG